AUCCAUCUUUCUUUUUGGCGUGGCGUCGGUCGACAACGGUCGUGCUCGUGGCGUGGACUGAAUCUGUUAUUGAUUAAUUUUAGAUUGUUGUUUGAACGCGUCAACUUUGCUAAAAAGUGGUGUUAUUUAUUGCAUUUUGAUUUUAAUUUUAUAAAUCUUAACCGCGGUCACAAUGCCGCAAAGGCCGCAACAAAACGGAGACGACGGUUUUGAUGAGCCUGAAGUACAUCGUAAAAUCUUCAUUGGCGGUCUUAAUUACCGCACUUCGGAUGAGUCUCUAAAAGCGCAUUUUGAGAAAUGGGGAGAAAUUGUGGAUGUCGUUGUAAUGAAAGACCCCAAAACAAAGAGAUCCCGUGGUUUUGGCUUCAUUACGUACUCGAAGGCGCACAUGGUAGAUGACGCUCAAAACAAUCGCCCCCACCGGAUCGAUGGACGUAUUGUUGAAACCAAACGAGCUGUGGCAAGACAAGACAUUAAAAACCCAGAAGCAGGUGCCACUGUAAAAAAGCUGUUUAUUGGGGGGAUCAAGGAUGACCAUGAUGAAGACCAGUUGAGGGAGUACUUCUCCAAUUACGGAACUGUUCAGAACGUUAGCAUAGUUACAGACAAGGGCACUGGAAAGAAAAGGGGAUUCGGUUUUGUAGAAUUUGACGAUUAUGAUCCAGUUGACAAGAUUUGUUUGAAUGCACCCCAUAAAAUUAAUGGAAAACAACUGGAUGUCAAGAAAGCCUUGCCUAAAGAUGGCUCUGAUCAAAGGGGAGGCAGACAAGGUGGCGGCAGAAGUGACAAUUGGGGUAAUGGAGGUGGCUAUGGAAAUAACCAGGGUGGGUGGAACAAUUCUAACCCAUGGGAUAACAAUCAAGGGGGUUGGGGAGGUAGCCAAGGAGGUGGUGGCGGCUAUGGGGGUGGCGGAAACCAACGUGGGGGCUGGAGUGGUGGUGACCAAGACUUUGGUAGCUACAACCAACAAGGUUACAGCGGGGGUCCAACUCGUAACCAACAGCAGUAUAGCAAUAACCGUUCCACUCCGUACAAUGUGAACCAAAGCAGCGGAGGCGGCGGCGGCGGUGGCUAUGGAGGAGGAAACUACGGAGGAGGCCAGGGCAGAGGAGGACGCUUCUAAAUUCCGGUUCGUGCUAAGUCCACUAGUAGUGCAGAGUAUAUCGUGCUAGUGUAGGCUACGCUCCGGAGCACUAGUUACUCUACUCUGGUCUACACGCGAGACCACCUAGGAGAAGCCGUCAGGAAAACCAUAGAUGUAGUCGACUUAUCUGUUAGAAAAUAUAGAAUAUUUUAAAUGUGUACUGAAUAUGUAAGUUCUUCUAUUUAUUGUAGUACUUGGGUACUUACCGUGACAUACUUUUAACUUGUAAGGAUAAUUGGCAUAGUUUUGUGAAGUUAAUAAUAUAGCUGAUACUUUUUUUUACAGAUAUAUAAGUACAAUUUAGGUUUUAUCUUGUAAGAAAUCCUUGGAUUAGAAGCUAGGUAACUCAGUUAAGGCGACAUUGAAUAUAAUAUGCAUCAUGACUAUUGAUUUGCUGUCUUAUACUCAGUAUUAAGUUCUCAAAUAGCUGUUAUAUGAUAGGUUUAGUGAACAUAGGCUAAUUUAUGUAAUAAAAAUUUUAAACAGA
Molecule: messenger RNA, 1631 nt
Organism: Bicyclus anynana (squinting bush brown)
Lineage: Eukaryota; Metazoa; Arthropoda; Insecta; Lepidoptera; Nymphalidae
Product: heterogeneous nuclear ribonucleoprotein A1
Exons: 6
Coding region: 173-1123 (316 amino acids)
Molecular function (GO): RNA binding
Source: RefSeq, a predicted model, not a curated record